Helianthus annuus (common sunflower) is the source of this 796-nucleotide messenger RNA. RefSeq names its product lachrymatory-factor synthase. The record is from RefSeq and is a predicted model, not a curated record. NCBI's taxonomy places the organism in Eukaryota, Viridiplantae, Streptophyta, Magnoliopsida, Asterales, Asteraceae. Bases 102 to 605 code for a protein of 167 amino acids. The transcript has a single exon.
UAAAACAUGUCCACUAGUUUCAUAUCUCAAAGUUCUCCACAAUGAAAAAUAUAUAUACACCUCUCUAUCUCUCUCCUUAAAUCUCUCAUCCUGUCUCUCUCAUGGCUAAAGAAACCAAGAAUCUAAAAUGGGAAGGCAAAGCAAGUGCACAACUCAAAACCACCAAAGCAGAACAAGUAUGGCCACUACUUGAAGACUUUUGCAACUUACACAAAUGGCUUCCAACCAUCAACACAUGCCACUAUGUCCAAGGAGUCCAUGGCCAGCCAGGUUUAGUAAGAUAUUGUGCCACCAUCAUACCAUCGUCUAACGACACCGAUAAGGAUCCAACGACGGUUGUAAAGUGGUGCCAUGAGAAGCUGUUGUCACUAGAUCCCGUCCAAAGGUGUUUGAGCUAUGAGAUAGGAGAGAACAACCUUGGGUUUACAACUUAUGUUGCUGAGAUCAAAGCGGUUGAUAUCGAUGAUGGUUGCGUUGUCGAGUGGUCGUUCGUGGCGGAUCCGGUGGAGGGAAUGAGAUUGGAGGAUUUGUGUGGUUAUUUGGAAUCAUCUUUGAAAGCUAUGGCUGAGAGGAUGGAGAAGGAGCUACAAGCUGCAACUAAUUGAAAAAACAUAAAAAAAAAUAUAUGUAUUACUCUAUUGUUUUUUGUUGUAUUGUAUAAUAAUCACUUUAUGCUUGUUUACAAGUGGUUUUGGGGCAUCUUUCUCUGCGAAUGUUUUUAGUGCAAAAUUAAAUAAGUCGUCAUGAUUGGUGAGUGAGUGGUGACAUAAAUGAAUAAAUUUUAUAUUUGGUUAAA